AUGAGUGCUCUACCGAGCUCGUUCGUUUCAGUUCAAAAUCCCAAAACCCACUUCUUAGCUGGUUCUUCUUCAAAGCCAAUGUACCAGUGUCUUUUGAACGUUAGCCCCAGUAAUCAAAAUUCCACUUCAUAUAGAAGGCCUCUUGUUGUCCGAGCAGGUGGGGACAGACCAAGUUCUGCGAGUAUCUUUGUUGGUGGGUUUGUAUUGGGGGGGAUUGUUGUUGGAGCAUUAGGUUGUGUAUAUGCGCCUCAGAUAAGCAAGGCACUAGCUGGAGCCGACAGAAAAGAUUUGAUGAGGAAGCUACCAAAGUUUAUUUAUGAUGAAGAGAAAGCUCUUGAGAAAACCCGUAAAAUACUGGCUGAGAAGAUUGCACAGCUAAACUCUGCCAUAGACGAUGUUUCGGCUCAGCUGCAUGCAGAUGAUACCCCAAAUGGAGCUGCAGUGGCUUCAGAUGAAGUUGAAGCUUCCAUAUAA
Prunus armeniaca (apricot) is the source of this 474-nucleotide messenger RNA. The record is from the annotation of a GenBank genome assembly. Lineage: Eukaryota; Viridiplantae; Streptophyta; Magnoliopsida; Rosales; Rosaceae.